AUGUUCUUGUUCAAUCGAUGUCAAGCCGUGAGUGAAGCCAGAGCUUCUGGCAUAGGUUAUGAGGAGGAACCAGGUAUGACCUGCGAACUGGAGAAGAAGACGGAUGAGGAACUGCUAGCUGAAGUGCCCAAAGCCGUCAAGGGUGGUAACUAUGGGCAUUUCAAAAAACAAGAGGAGCUCUUGAAUGGGCGGCCGGUGUAUUUCAGUGCGUCUGAGGACAACAUCGCCAGGAAACCUCUCUAUUUUGUUUAUGUCCAGAAGAAUGCUUGGAAACUUGAGAAUGUUUGGAUGCUGUGCGAAGAGGCUGAAAAUGACACCUAUGCCUGGAAGACCUUCUGCUUUUCGCCUGAUCGGGCCUAUUGGCCCACCAGUUCCGAUUGGAAGGAGACCCUCUACGUGGAGGCUCGGAGCAUGAAACAACGGCACAACAGCCCGGAGAAACCACGCAAGGAGCUGGCUGAGGAUGGGAGGUAUGAGCUGCAUUUGUUCGACCUCAAUGCCGACCAGCUGGAAAAGAGGAGCACUUUUGUGAUCGAUGACUACAUUCCUUGCCUUCCUGGCCCUUGGUACGGGCCGCCGAGGCUUGCAUUUGCAAAUGGGACCGACAAGCUUUUCGCGCCGAUUUUGGAGAAAACCUUUGCAAAGUACUAUGGAUCGUACUCAAACUUGCAUGGCGGGGGCAGUACGUAUGCCAUUGCCAUGAUGACUGGGGAGACGCGGGGUCUCAUGUUUGCCGCGCUCCACGAGUACGACGACAAGAAUCAUCGCUGUGAAGUCAUCAAACAAGGCGGACUUGCAGUCUAUGAGGAUAAGAAUCCGCAAAGCAAGAAGAUAGGAGUUCUUCCUGAAGGUGCGAAUUUGGAGAUUCUGGAAAUCCAUGGCCAACGCAUCAACUUCCGCAACACUGAUUUCCCCAGCUCGGGUUGGAUCUCCAGCUAUGUGGCAGGUCGUCGGACCAUCAAGAUCAAAGGUUGUGCACUCUUUAGGCGGCGGGGCACCGUGGGAUCCACGGCCCCUGGCCUGGGCGGUGGUUGGUUUCGAUGGCACAUGCGCGAGAAUGUGGUCUCCUCCAUGGGUCAAAAGAUUGGUCAAAUGAAGGAGGUGGACGAUCCGUUUCAGAUGUUGCUCGACUACGAUGCUCGCAACUAUCUCAUGACUGCUGGCAUCGUAAGUCCGGAAGAAUGGCGCCGCGAGAAGUACCUGGAUGGUCUUGUUUCGCCGCACUCCUAUUCUCUGCUCAGUGUCAGAGAGGUUGGCGGGCUUCGCAUGGUGUGCCUGCGAAACCCUUGGGGCAAAGGCGAGGGGAAAGAAUGGCUGGGCGGAUGGAAAGAUGGAGCCCAGGAGUGGAAAGCGCAUCCUGAAGUUGCAGAGGCGUUGGAAGUGGACUUCAAAGCUGAUGGAAUCUUUUGGUUGGAGUGGGAGGACUUUCAAUUUCUCAUGAAGGGUUUCUACGUUUAUCCCAAGGAGAUGCCCACGAAGCGAGGAAGUUUCGAGUCUGAGGCAGCCAACAAGCCACUCCCCAAGCCCGCGACCCGCUCGGAUGUCCCAGAAGCGCCGCGAAAGAAGGCUGAGGACGUACCGAAGCGGGAAACCGAGAAAGUGGAGAAGCCAGUGCGGCCAAGUCCCAAGGCAGAUGAUGAGCCUACAUGGAACGAAAAACAUCAGUGCAAUCAGACUUGGUGCUGA
Molecule: messenger RNA, 1686 nt
Organism: Durusdinium trenchii
Lineage: Eukaryota; Dinophyceae; Suessiales; Symbiodiniaceae
Source: the annotation of a GenBank genome assembly